ACACCAUUCAAUCCUUCUCUCUUCUCUCAUCAUUUCUUCUUGAGCAUCUCUCUGUCACUGUUUCAGAAGCAAACCCGUCUUUGCCAUUGUUAAUUUGGACAGUGAGAUCAUUUGGGUUUCUGUGCUUCUUGGUGUGUGUGCAUGUGUCAGUGACUCAGUUAAGUUGCAGCACUUAGAUUUGAACCACCCUCCUCAUAGCUUGGUCCCAACUUUUCUGUGUAGUAUCCCUCAGAGUUUGGGUGUUUAUAUGCUCCAGAAAGUUUGAGACUUUCUUCUUGUGCUUCCAUUACAAACAUGGCAACUGUUCUUCCCCAACACCAGGCUUUUGAUGUCUCUGUGGAUGUGCAACCACAGAGCGGCUCUAAGUGUUUCGAUGACGAUGGCCGUCUCAAACGAACUGGAACUGUUUGGACCGCAAGUGCUCAUAUUAUUACUGCUGUGAUUGGUUCUGGUGUGCUGGCUUUAGCUUGGGCCACAGCUCAACUUGGAUGGGUUGCUGGUCCUGCUGUGAUGCUCUUGUUCGCUUUUGUCACUUACUACACUUCAACUCUUCUCUCUUUUUGUUACCGUACUGGUGAUCCCGUUACUGGCAAGAGAAAUUACACUUACACAGAUGCUGUCAGAUCCAACCUUGGUGGGUACAAGGUGAAGAUAUGUGGGUUUGUUCAGUACUUGAAUCUUUUUGGAGUUGCCAUUGGCUACACUAUAGCAUCAUCUAUAAGCAUGGUGGCUAUAAAGAGGUCUAACUGCUUCCACAGCAGUGAUGGAAAAGAUGAGUGUCAUGUGAACAGCAAUCCUUAUAUGAUUGCUUUUGGCAUUGCAGAAAUCAUAUUUUCUCAGAUUGAAAACUUUGAUCAGCUAUGGUGGCUCUCCAUUGUUGCUGCAGUCAUGUCCUUCACUUACUCCACUAUUGGACUUGGUCUUGGAAUUGGGAAAGUUGUAGAAACUGGAACUAUUAGGGGAAGCAUGACUGGAGUAGACAUCGGAACAGUGACUGAGGCUCAAAAGAUAUGGAGGAGCUUCCAAGCACUUGGUGACAUAGCCUUUGCCUACUCCUACUCUCUCAUCCUGAUUGAAAUUCAGGACACUGUGAAAUCCCCACCAUCGGAAGCCAAGACAAUGAGGAAGGCAACUCUAAUCAGUGUGGCAACCACAACCCUUUUCUACAUGCUGUGUGGCUGCAUGGGAUAUGCUGCUUUUGGGGAUGCAUCCCCCGGAAACCUCCUCACCGGUUUCGGUUUCUACAACCCUUACUGGCUCAUUGACAUUGCCAAUGCUGCCAUAGUCAUCCAUCUCGUUGGUGCCUACCAAGUCUUUGUGCAACCCCUCUUUGCUUUUGUUGAGAAAUCAGCAGCAGAAAAGUUCCCAGAUAGUCAAUUCAUCUCCAAAAACAUCAAAAUCCAAAUCCCUUGUGUCGGUCUCUACAACCUUAACAUGUUCAGAUUGGUGUGGAGGACACUUUUUGUGAUCACAACCACUGUGAUCUCCAUGAUCCUUCCAUUCUUUAACGAUGUCGUUGGCCUUCUUGGCGCUUUGGGAUUUUGGCCACUCACAGUGUACUUCCCUGUGGAGAUGUACAUUGUCCAGAAGAGAAUUCCAAAAUGGAGCACCAAAUGGCUUUGCCUCCAAACACUAAGCGGCGCUUGCCUCAUAAUCACCAUAGCUGCUGCUGCCGGCUCAAUCGCCGGGGUGAUUUCCGACCUCAAGACCUACAAGCCAUUCCAAUCCAGCUACUGAUUCAGCAAAACCUUUUAACACAGUCAUCAAUCAUCAUUACUCAGCAUAUAGUAGUCCUUCCAUUCUCGUUUAGCUUCUGUGGUAAAAAGUAUUUACCCUCAAAGUUCAACUUUUGUAACAAAAAGAAGAAGAAGAAAGAAUUGGUCAUUAGGAUUUCAAUUCUUGUUCAGGUUGAUAAUGAUGUUUGCAUAUAUAGAGUAACAGUUUUUAAGUAGAGCUUUCUAUUGGUCUGGCGGUGAUGUACUAGUUCUUUUCUCACUUGUCAAAGCUGUGAUGGUGUUGGUUUCUUCCAAGUUCCAACCAUUCUGAGUCCAUGACAUGAAUCAAAUGAGAUUUUCUGAAGAAAUAAUAUGAAUUGAAAAUGGUCAAUCACACAUGCCCCAUACUACUACCAAGAAGAGAAAAAGAAAAGGAAGACAUUCUGAUUCAAUCAGACUCAUGUUCAAGUGGGCUAAAACGACAUCACAACCAACUUGUGCUUUGCUCCAAGUUUUCAAUGGUUUGUUUCAAUUAUUGCAAAAACUUCAAAAUAAUUAGACAGUAGUAGUGUCGUGUGAGAUUGACACUGUGGAGUGUUCUCUAUGGAUGAGUUGGUGAAGAAAAACUGAAAUCAUGGACUGCUACGGUUGACUAAGCUGUCGUUUUUUUCCAUUAGACUCUUGUGAUUUCUACAUCACAUAAGCGUAAAUAAAAACACAAUUUAUAUAUCCAAAACAUUUCGUUUUUACAUGAAAAUGUGAAGGUAUUCUUAUUUUUGCCAACUAUGAUGGUUAGACACAACUUCUCACUUGUUAAUUUGAUCUCUUUUUCAUUUUCUAUAUAAUUUUUCCUUGUCUAUCUAUGUAUGUAGUGAUAAUGAAAACAUAAAUAUACACAAUAUGCAUUCCGAUAUCAUUUGAG
Fragaria vesca subsp. vesca is the source of this 2637-nucleotide messenger RNA. RefSeq names its product amino acid permease 2-like. The transcript has 5 exons. Bases 295 to 1737 code for a protein of 480 amino acids. The record is from RefSeq and is a predicted model, not a curated record. NCBI's taxonomy places the organism in Eukaryota, Viridiplantae, Streptophyta, Magnoliopsida, Rosales, Rosaceae. Gene Ontology annotation, cellular component: plasma membrane.